UAGAAAGCCCUUAGGUAAACAGUAACACGCCGGAGCUGAGAGCGAGCGUGUCUCACUUUGUAUACAAGUGUUUGCCUUAAAAAUAAAAUUAUCAAGUGUCGGACUUUAAUGUCUUUGUGUACUUCUAAAAAAUAAACAAACAAUUUAAAAUGUGUAGUGUAAAAGGUAAUUUUUUCCGACCAUGGGACAGUGUCGAAGAGUCAUCGGGAUCGCUGUCUGAUAACCUGAGUCCCAAUAUUAAAAGUGAAUAUGAAGAAGAAAAUAAAAGUGUUUCAUCGCGAAGUGAUGAUUCACCAGAGAAUGGUAGUUUAGAUAUGUUAUCAAAUUUUGUAUUUAAUUCCUCCCGCGACUUGAAUACCUACGAAGGAUCAAUGGAGAGGACGACUGAGAGGACGACCAGUUCGCCUUGUGACUCUUGUCCGUCAAUAGCAUCACCAAAUUCAGCAUUUACACCCACGUAUACUCCAAUUUGUACGGAUUAUUUAUCGGCACUCGGAAGUAAUCCAAUUAUGUCUUAUGACGCGACUGUUAAUCUACUGCAAUCACAAAUUUAUUACCCUGGUCAUUAUCCAUCAGUUGAGGAAGCUGUUCGAUUGAUUCAUCAACAAGACAUCGCUGCCAAGCAAAUGAAAAAGCUGAGACCAAAGAAAUUUCGUUGCGAACAUUGCAAUGUUGCUUUCAGCAACAAUGGGCAGCUUCGAGGACACAUCAGGAUUCACACUGGAGAAAGACCUUUCGAAUGCGACUCCUGCGGUAAAAAAUUCACAAGAAACGAAGAGCUGACCCGACACAAAAGAAUUCACACGGGAUUAAGACCACACGCGUGUGUUAUUUGCGGAAAACGUUUUGGCAGAAAGGAUCACUUGAAAAAACACACAAGAACACACGACAAUCGCGGACCAUUUCCGCUGCCACAUCUCGGGGCUUUUGGACAUCCAACUUUACUGUCACCUUAUUUUUACUCUCCAUAACGACCUCUAGUUUGAAUAAAAAAUUAUUUUUGCAAUAUGUACAGUGUUUAUAAUUAGUCCGUAAAAUGUACAAACUCGAUAAAUUUAUAUUUAACUUUUAGUAAAAAAAAAAAAUAAAUGUACAAAUUUAAUAACCAACCGCCUUUUCAAAAAAUUGAGACAAUGAUAAUGACAAUUUUGAUACACAAAAUCAGGGAGUAAUUAUAUAAAUAAAAUAUAUAUGAUGUAUUUUUGAUAAACAUUUAAAUGUGAUAAAAAUAUUUGAUGUUUAUUGAGGCAAUUUUUAAAAAUAAAUAUGUAUAUAAUUGUAAAU
Microplitis mediator is the source of this 1284-nucleotide messenger RNA. RefSeq names its product zinc finger protein 629-like. Gene Ontology annotation, biological process: regulation of transcription by RNA polymerase II. NCBI's taxonomy places the organism in Eukaryota, Metazoa, Arthropoda, Insecta, Hymenoptera, Braconidae. Gene Ontology annotation, molecular function: RNA polymerase II cis-regulatory region sequence-specific DNA binding; DNA-binding transcription factor activity. The transcript is spliced from 2 exons. The coding region runs from base 150 to 971 and encodes 273 amino acids. The record is from RefSeq and is a predicted model, not a curated record.